AUGGAGGGAGCCAUGGCAGCAGCGCGGAGCAAGGGGGUGCACGUGGGGCCUGACUCGGUCAGGGCCGUGGGGCUGACCAAUCAGAGGGAGACAACUGUCGUGUGGCGCAGGAGCACGGGCGAGCCUCUGUAUAACGCCAUUGUGUGGAUGGACGUGCGCACGAGCGCCCUGUGCCAGCGAUUGGAGCAGCAGCUUCCAGGCGGACGGGACGAGGGGAGGGGCGUGACGGGGCUGCCACUCAGCACCUACUUCAGCGCCCUCAAGCUGACGUGGCUGCUGGAGGAGGUGCCAGCUGUCAGGCAGGCAGUGGAGGACGGCGAUGCGUUGUUUGGCACCAUUGACACGUGGCUCAUCUGGAACCUGACAGGUGGUGCGUGUCACGUGACGGACAGCAGCAAUGCCUCCCGCACGCUGCUCAUGGACCUCAGAGCGCUGCAGUGGAGCCAACCCAUUCUCGAGGCCCUGAACAUUCCCAGAAGCAUCCUCCCCAGCAUCAUUUCUAGCGCUGAGCACAUCGCCCCUAUAGCCUCGUCCUGGCCACUAGCAGGGGUGCCGCUAUCGGGCUGUCUGGGGGACCAGCAUGCUGCCAUGUUGGGGCAGCGGUGCUCCCAGGGGCAGGCGAAGGCCACCUUCGGCACGGGGUGCUUCAUGCUGCUCAACACAGGGCCGCAGGUGUGCGCGUCUCAACACGGCCUUCUCAGCACAGUGGCUUUCCAGUUGGGCAGAAGGGGAGAGAGCGGAGGAGGGGAGGCCAGCAAGGCGUCCAGAGGGGAUACUGGCGGGGCGGGCAGCAGAAGUGCAACAGAUGCGGAAGAUUGCAGAAAAGAAUCAGGUGGUAGCAUUGGUACAAGUGCCAGUGGCGGCAGCAGCAGUGGCGGCAGCGGCACAUGCUAUUAUGCCUUGGAGGGCAGUAUAGCCAUAGCAGGCGCGGCAGUGCAGUGGCUGAGGGACAACCUCGGGAUCAUCGCCAGCACCAGGGAAGUCGAGGCUCUGGCGGCCUCUGUGCCCAACACGGGCGGGGUUUACUUCGUGCCCGCAUUCAGUGGGCUCUUCGCACCGCGGUGGAGGGAGGACGCGAGGGGUGUGAUAGUGGGUCUGUCGCGCUUCACCACAAGAGCGCAUAUUGCACGAGCAGUUUUGGAAGCGAUUGCAUGGCAGACCCGGGAGGUGCUAGAUGCAAUGCGGUCUGAUGCGGUGCACUCAGGAGCAACAGGAGUUGGGAGCGCCGGCAGCAGCAGUGACAGCAACAGAGAAGGAAGUGACGGCAGCAGCGGGGAGGGCAGCAAGGAGCAGUUUGUGUUGAGGGUGGAUGGAGGGGCGUCAAUCAACAACCUGCUUAUGCAGUUACAGGCUGACUUCCUCGGAUGCCCGGUGCAGCGACCAGCAGACAUCGAGACAACAGCGCUGGGAGCAGCACUUGCUGCAGGCAUAGGAGUCGGGCUGUGGAGCGAAGAGGAGGUGCUUGGUGGGGCGGUUGGGGAGGAUGGGCAAAGUGCAGAGGAGGGGGGGGCAGCAGGUGCGGGGAGAGGGGUGGUGUUUCUGCCUUUAAUUACUUCGGAAUCAAGGGAGCAGAGGUUUGCAUCGUGGUGCAAAGCGGUGGAGCGAUCGCUUGGACUCUCUGAUCUCGUAUGA
Messenger RNA from Closterium sp. Yama58-4, 1632 nucleotides. The record is from the annotation of a GenBank genome assembly. Lineage: Eukaryota; Viridiplantae; Streptophyta; Zygnematophyceae; Desmidiales; Closteriaceae.